AUGAAAAAAGUAGUUGCCUGCGUGGUAGUGUUGGCCUCAGUGCCAGUGACGUUAUGCAGUGGCCCAACUGGAACAGUCCCGAACAGCUGGUCAAACGCUGGGCCAUUGACGAGCGGGGUGAACAUUGCAGCUUCUGGGGAGCCAGAUGGCUUUUCGCCGGCUGUUCAGGCUACAGCUGAUGUCCCUCAGAGUGCGAAGACUACAGAUGAAGAGGCUUCCAUUGCGCUGAAGGCAAGGGUGUCAUCUGAGCCGCCAACAGGAAAGCCUGAGGGGAAGGGUGCUGAAAGUGAAGCAAAGGCACCAGAAGUAUCCAGUGUAGUCCACCAGGAAAAACGACUUUUGGGGAAUGGCCACAAGGCUCUAAGCUUGGGUCUCCUCAUUGUGGCGUUGGCGUUUAUUGCAAGGGUGUUUGCCUCAAAGCUUGCAUUGACAGGAGGACUGCCAAGGCAGGCUGAUGGGGGCAUUCCAGACUCGGGACCAGAAGUCGUCUCACCAGAACCUGGGGGUGACGAUUUGAAAGAAGACGUGCAGCCCGCCGUUGAGGCGUUGACUAGUGGAGCUGCGCAGACCGAACAUCUUGAUGUAGGCGCACAGCUUGAACGGGAAAUUCAAAACCUGUUGGAAGCCUUUAGGCGUUCGACAGUCAGGACAGAGUUAUGGGCGAACAAGUCAGAGACUGCUCUGCUCUCCGGGAGGGCAAAAGGAGGGGAUGGACCUAGUCCGGAUUCGGCUUUGGGCUCUCUUGUGACCAAGGUGUCAUCGAUAGCAUCUUCGUUGUCCCAAAAUACUGGAACACUCUUUGCCGAGCUGGAAAGGCUCACAGAAAGAGUCGGAAGUGCAAGGACUCCGGAGCAGGUAGCGAAUGCGGCAUAUCUUCUCCGAGAGUUGCUAGGAGCCUUGGAGAAAAUUGGGGGGAGUGCCGGCACUGACUUUUUCAGACUUACAAAGCUAACUGCCACUAUGGCCAAUCAGUCAAAGGCGCUCCUUCAGGUAUAUCCAGACGUUGUCGUACUAGCGAAUAACUUGUCAGAACAACUACCAAUACCUUAUCCAAGCCAUUUGCCCAGCCCAACGCCUGGUGAAAGCCAGAUUUCACCGGUUGAUUUGAGGAUGAUCGUCGAUUCAGUGAGUGUCUCCGAGGCCCUUCAGCAAGCAAAAAUGCAAAGGAUUCUUCGUAGUCAAUUGUCGAAGAAGGAAUUUCCUUAUUUGAUUCUGUUAUUAGAACGGGCUGGAGCGCUUCAACGAGAGAUGCAGGCUGCUGUGAAAUCACUGGUGCAGGCUCAGGAAAGAGCGGAGGAGGGAAGGGUACCGAGCGAUCCUGCUGGCCUGAAAUCAUACGUAGAUACCCUGAAGGCUAUAAAGGAGAAGCAGGCAGCAUUGGGGGAGGAAAUGAAGUUGGAAUUGGACUUAUGCGUUGAACAAGCAUUAGAGCACCUUGAGGCAGCCCAUACUUUGCUAGUGCGAGGUGGAGGUGAGCGCUGGAGAAAAAGCGCCCACCCACUGUUGGGUCUGGCAAGAACACUCAAAAGGCACUGCGCCACUGUGAGAGAAGCCCUGUCUAAGUGGGAGGAUAACAUUGGCAAUACCACCGAAUGA
This is a messenger RNA of Eimeria maxima, 1596 nucleotides long. RefSeq lists its product as hypothetical. The coding region runs from base 1 to 1596 and encodes 531 amino acids. The record is from RefSeq and is a predicted model, not a curated record. The transcript has a single exon. Lineage: Eukaryota; Apicomplexa; Conoidasida; Eucoccidiorida; Eimeriidae.